Cyclocybe aegerita is the source of this 597-nucleotide messenger RNA. NCBI's taxonomy places the organism in Eukaryota, Fungi, Basidiomycota, Agaricomycetes, Agaricales, Hemipholiotaceae. The record is from the annotation of a GenBank genome assembly.
AUGAUUCCACCAAGUGCCGGACUCGGAGAACGACAUGUUCAUCAUCGAAACACGAUUCGCCAUCAUUUACUACUCAAGGUUUCAACCCUGGCGUGCUUUGCGCAGCGCGACGUGGAGUCAAAUGGUGGUAUCUUCUUGGAAAAUGAUGACGAAAAACCGCCAGAAUUACAGCAACUUGAAGCUCGUUUAACAGCCAUGCGAUCCUACGACUGUGGGGAUGACGAUCCAGAAUACCCUCUCUUCAAGCGCAGCGAGCCAUUCUUUUCGAGGUGUUAUUUCCGGAAGACCGAGACGGAGGACCAGGCAAAAGUGAAGAAUACGGACGAACUGAUUUCGUUCAACCGCUUGAUAGAGUACUUCCCAGAUUACUUCCAGUACCUGGCACCAUCAACUACGUCUCUACUGAAGCGCAGCUUCCUCCUCUCAGCUUUUUGCAUGGACACAAUCUCCCACGACCAUAUGGAACUUGUUGAAGAUAUGCCCUUUCGAUUUCCGUCAUUCGUUUCCUGCGACGAUGUGUACCCUGAAUCUCGUCAAGAUGCACCAAUCAGUGACUUUGCCAAGCUUAAACUUGAAGAAUCGCUUUUCCAUGCUUAG